AUGCCACUUAAUGAAAAGCAAAAUAAAUUAAUUGGAAAAUGGAGAUUAGAAAAGAAUGGUGACAAUUAUGGAGAAUAUCUUGAUGUUAUUGAAAUUGGUAUGCUUAAGAAGACACUUGCUUUAUCUAUUGCACCUGAUGUUAUUAUAAAUGUUGAUCCAAAUGAUUGUAAUAAAUGGAAUUGUAGUGUUGUUUCACCUUUUAAAAAUAAAACAUGGAAUUAUACCUUAAAUAAUAAAGAAAAAGAUGUUACAAUUGAUGAUAGAGUUUUUUAUAUUACUGUUACAUUGACAGAGAAUGGUGAAAUGAUAGAGAAACAAGAAGUUGUAUCAAAUGAUCCAAUGACUGGGAUACCAUCAAUAAUCACAAGAUAUGUCAAUGACGAAGGUCAGUUGGUUGCUAAAUGUGAAGCCAAAGGUGUAACGGCAUACAGAUAUUAUAGUAAAGUUGAGUAA
Messenger RNA from Strongyloides ratti, 453 nucleotides. RefSeq names its product Calycin-like domain and Calycin domain-containing protein. Gene Ontology annotation, biological process: fatty acid transport. Gene Ontology annotation, molecular function: fatty acid binding. NCBI's taxonomy places the organism in Eukaryota, Metazoa, Nematoda, Chromadorea, Rhabditida, Strongyloididae. Gene Ontology annotation, cellular component: nucleus; cytosol. The record is from RefSeq and is a predicted model, not a curated record. The coding region runs from base 1 to 453 and encodes 150 amino acids. The transcript is spliced from 2 exons.